UGCAGGUCGAACUGUGGAAGUCAUUCACAGAAAAGAGACACUGCACAGGAGACCUACACAAAGCGGAGAUUGCGGUUUAUGCGUUGCGUUUUAUGUACGGUAGAGUUUACUCCAGAGGAAGAACACCAGAAGGCUACAGAAGGAUUUCUACCUGAUUCAGCAAUAGUCCUGUAUCCUCAAAGAUGACAUGCUCGUGAUGCCUCUGUGCAUUCCAGAGGCCCACCUUGGCAGCUAGAGGAGAGGUCGGCCUCCGUCACCAUGACAGUGUUGCCACGGGCCGUGGCUUCCCUGGCUGUGCCCGGCCUUAUCCUCUGUUUCAUCACUCUUCCGUUUCCUGCUAUACUAUCCCAGAGGCCCCCUCUCCCCACAGAACCCUCCCCCACCCCAGCACCCCACACAAGGCCGGAGUGUACCCGCCUAGAGCACCCCUUCAUCUCUAUUCAAGCUCUAAGUCCUUUGAUCUCCAGUUUCAACCAUCCUGGUGUAAGGGACUACUCUCAGCUGACCCUUGACCUAUCCAGGAAUGAACUUAUAGUGGGAGCCAGAAACUACCUCUUCCGACUGAAUCUAAACAACAUUUCACUAAUUCAGGCAACUGCAUGGGGCCCAGACGAAGACACCAGGAGGUCCUGUCAAAGCAAAGGGAAGACGGAGGUGGAGUGUCAAAACUACAUUCGAGUGUUGCUUGUCAACAAAACAGAGGUGAUCACCUGUGGUACCAAUGCCUUCCAGCCCCUUUGCAUCACCAGAGAGGCAGGGAACAUGAGCAGAGUGUUGGAGAGGGUGAAUGGAGUGGCCCGCUGUCCUUAUGACCCCCGUCAUAAUUCGACGGCUGUGGUGACCGAAAGCGGAGAGCUGUUCGCUGCCACGGUCAUCGAUUUCUCUGGCCGGGAUCCUGUAAUCUACCGCAGCCUAGGAGGAAUGCCACCGCUGCGGACCGCCCAGUACAACUCCAAAUGGCUUAAUGAGCCUCACUUCAUCUCGGCUUACGACGUGGGUCUUUUCACCUUCUUCUUCUUGAGGGAAAACGCAGUGGAACACGACUGUGGUAAGACAGUGUACUCACGGGUGGCGCGGGUGUGUAAGAAUGACAUAGGAGGACGCUUCUUGCUGGAAGACACGUGGACCACCUUCACAAAGGCACGACUCAACUGCUCACGGUCGGGAGAGAUCCCGUUCUACUACAAUGAACUACAGAGCACCUUCUACAUGCCUGAACAGGACCUCAUCUAUGGCAUCUUCACCACCAACGUGAACAGCAUUGCAGCCUCUGCAGUUUGUGCAUACAACCUCAGCGCUAUCACGCAGGCUUUCAACGGGCCCUUUCGCUCCCAGGAGAACCCUCGCUCCACGUGGCUGCCCACCCCAAACCCCAUCCCUAACUUCCAGUGUGGGACCAUAGAGGAAGAAGGGCCUAAUGAAGGACUAACUGAACGCAGUCUGCAGGACGCCCAGCGGCUUUACCUCAUGAAUGACGUGGUUCAGCCUGUUUCUGUCGACCCGCUGGUUUGGCAGGAUGAUGUGCGGUUCUCUAAGUUGGUUGUUGACAUUGUACAGGGGCAGGAUACUUUGCACCACGUCAUGUACAUAGGCACAGAAUAUGGAACUAUUCUUAAGGCCCUGGCAACCACAAAUAAGAGCCUGCAAGGUUGCUACUUGGAGGAGAUGCAGCUCUUCCCUCCUGGUCUGCGGGAGCCAAUCCUGAGCCUUCAGAUUCUCCAUGGCGACAGGACUCUUUUUGUGGGCCUGAAUGACAAAGUGCUGAAGAUCCCUCUGGCGAGAUGCUCCAGCUACAAAACAGAAUCGAUGUGUUUGGAUGCAAGGGACCCUUACUGUGGUUGGGACCGAAAGCAGCGCCGUUGCACCACCAUAGAGGACAGCUCCAACAUGAGCCAGUGGUUCCAGAACAUCACUGCCUGUCCGCUGAGGAACCAAACCACAGAUGGUGCGUACGGGCCCUGGGCUCCAUGGCAACCCUGCAGCCACAAUGAUGGUGAAGGCACCAGUACAUGUCUUUGCCGAUCGCGGGCAUGCGAUAGUCCAACACCUCGCUGUGGAGGAAAAAACUGUGAGGGGCCGACUAUUGAGGUGUCCAACUGCUCAAGGAAUGGAGGUUGGACACCCUGGUCGUCCUGGGGCCAGUGCAGCACAAGCUGUGAGAUUGGGUUUGAAGUCCGCCAGCGAUCCUGUAACAAUCCUUCGCCCAGGCAUGGCGGCCGAGUGUGUGUGGGGCAAAGCAGAGAACAGAGAUUCUGCAAUGAGAAGAUGUCGUGCCCUCAGCUCAUCUUUUGGUCAUCAUGGUCACCCUGGUCCAAGUGCAGCUCAGAAUGUGGGGGAGGGGUGCACUCUCGCUCCAGGAACUGUGAGAAUGGAAAUAGCUGUCCAGGAUGUGCGCUGGAGUACCAGGCAUGUAAUCUGGAGUCCUGUCCGGAGGUGCGCCGAAACACCCCAUGGACCCCUUGGGUGCCAGUGAAUAUAACCCAGGGAGGGGCUCGGCAAGAGCAAAGAGUUCGCUACAUCUGCCGGGCCCAACUGGCUGACCCUCAUGAGCUUCAACUGGGCAAGCGUAAAGUUGAGACACGCUUCUGCCCUAAUGACGGGACGGUAACUUGUGAAACAGACUCUCUAGUUGAGCAGCUUCUCAAGACGCCUGGUGUGCGACUGACAGGCUCUGGCUGGUCAUCGUGGGAGAUGUGGUCAGCUUGCACUCAGGACUGUGCCAAAGGCUACCGCAGUCGCAAACGCACCUGCACCAGCACAGAGGGCAAAAGCCUUCCCGCCGCCUGCCGGGGAUCUCCAGUAGAAUAUCAGGACUGCAAUCCUCAGCCCUGUCCAGUUAACGGUGCCUGGUCUUGCUGGUCAUCAUGGUCGCAGUGCUCAGUGCCCUGUGGAGGUGGGCACUACCAACGAACACGCACAUGCACCAACCCCGUCCCUGCCAAUGGAGGGGACAUCUGCAUCGGCUUGCACACAGAGGAGGCUCUUUGCAACACACACACCUGUGAUGGUGGGUGGUUGGCUUGGUCGGUGUGGUCUGAGUGCAAUGACUCGGGCCUGCAGCUGCGCAGUCGAGUGUGCGGGGCUCAAUUCACACCAUGUGUGGGAAACAGCUCCCAGCAACGAGACUGCAAUGAGAUCCCAGCCAUUCUUCCAGCAUCUAGUUAUGAGAAGGACCAGCAGUGUUGGGGGUUCACUCUGCUUCACCUGAUAGCUACAGGAGUGUCAUGUUUCCUGGGUGCUGGUCUGCUGUCCUUCUUGGUGUACGUGUACUGUCAGCGGUUCCACAAGCCCUCGCAGGAGUCUGCCGUCAUCCACCCCACCACUCCCAACCACCUCAACUACAAGGGCAACACCACACCAAAGAAUGAGAAAUACACACCCAUGGAGUUCAAGACUCUGAAUAAGAACAAUUUGCUGCCAGAUGAGAGAACCAACUACUUCCCUUCACCGCUUCAGCAGACAAACGUGUACACCACCACGUACUACCCUACAGCGCUGGGCAAAUAUGACUACCGGCCAGAAUCCUCACCGUCUCCUUGCAGAACCUAUAACCACAGCUGAGACACGUGUCCCAUCCAUAGCUUUAUCACCAUGGUGACAAGGCCGCCUGGAUUUCCCUAAAACCCUCCAACAUUGUUCCAACAUUCCAGCUGAUUUUUUCCCUAAGAUCUCGCCCCUGAGGGCCGCGUCAUGCCUUUCGGUGUCAAAUGGGGGGAAAGUCCAGUGAUUCAAACAGCACUUUUUAAAGAUUGUGUAGCUACACUGGCUUUGAUAAACUGAUGUCUUGAUUGAUCGCUGCAGAACUCAGACGCUCACAAGGUGGGAAGACAAAAUUGCGCUGACAUCCCGUACCACUCCAACAAUAUCCUUUACAGGAAAUGCAAUCUGCCACACUGUGGCAGUUCUUUUUGAAACUACAGAAGAAGAAUAGACGGACACCAGACAAAAGAGAGAAAUCAAUGGUGACAUUAUUAGGUUUGGUCAGAAUGGCAGAAUUGUGUUACCUUUGGAUGUAAAUGUAAGGCUGUCCCACUGGCUUCCAACCUUUGAGGGGCACAUCUCUGACAAAAGAGGAUGGGUUGCAGGAUCAAUGCAUCUCCUGGUUGAAUCGGAACCAAGCUGCAGAAAAAAGAACAUCUUAAAAUAGGAUGCUAUUCAGAACGGACUCUUAUCGGCAAUGAAACAUAGAUUUUCAGCGCAUUAAAAGGCCAGAGGAAUACGUCAUUAUUUCCCUGAAAAGUCAAAA
Molecule: messenger RNA, 4246 nt
Organism: Carassius carassius (crucian carp)
Lineage: Eukaryota; Metazoa; Chordata; Actinopteri; Cypriniformes; Cyprinidae
Product: semaphorin-5B-like
Exons: 23
Coding region: 259-3561 (1100 amino acids)
Biological process (GO): negative regulation of axon extension involved in axon guidance; semaphorin-plexin signaling pathway; positive regulation of cell migration
Molecular function (GO): chemorepellent activity; semaphorin receptor binding
Source: RefSeq, a predicted model, not a curated record